Molecule: messenger RNA, 2616 nt
Organism: Vicia faba (fava bean)
Lineage: Eukaryota; Viridiplantae; Streptophyta; Magnoliopsida; Fabales; Fabaceae
Source: the annotation of a GenBank genome assembly
AUGGAUGAAGAUCAAGAGAUGGAGAAAUUCGGAAUGGAGAAUGAUUUUGAAGGUGGUAGAUGGAAAGGUGGUGAGUUCUACUACCGAACGCGUAAAGAGAAACGAACUCAAACCAAAGAUGAAGUUCUCUAUGGAGUUUUUGCUGAUUCCGAAGAUGACGACGAUGAUGAUUAUUCUAGUAGAAAGCGAAGGAAAAACCGUGAUUUAUCGAAGAAACAAGACCUCACUAAGCCGGUGAAUUUCAUUUCUACUGGAACUUUGCCUAAUCAGGAUAAGGUUGAUGAAAAUCCAAAAGAGAAUGAUGAGAAGGAUAGUUACAAUAGUGAAGAUAGGUCUGAGUUAGGAUUAGGUUUUGGGUCUGCUAGUACGUCUGGUUUAGGUUUUAAUUAUGGUCGUGGUGCUGCAAAUGGUUUUGAUAGGAAUGGUUCUGAUGAUAAUGAUAAUGAUAAUGAUAACAGUGAUGAUAAAUUUUUGCCUACUGCGUUUGGGAAGAAGCUUAAGGAGGGGGCAAUGAGGAGGGAGAAGGAGAGAUUGGAGAAGAAGAAGAAGGUGCAGAAGCAGGGGCUGGGUUUAGGUCAUGAGGGAUCUGUGGAUGUUGGGAAAUUUGAGAGUCAUACGAAGGGGAUUGGAAUGAAGCUGCUGGAGAAGAUGGGUUAUAAAGGGGGCGGUCUUGGGAAGAAUGAGCAGGGUAUUUUAAAUCCUAUUGAGGCGAAAUUGAGGGCUAAGAAUUCUGGUCUUGGAUUUAAUGAAUCAAAGGAGAAUAAAACGGCGUUGCCUGCUUUGCAGACAGAGAAGACUGUGCAGGGAGGAGCCGUGCAGCCUACAGUUGGAAGAAUGAAAGAACGGUCCUGGUUAAAGCAGAAGAAGAAAAAGAAAGAAGAGGAAGAGUAUGUUACUGCUGAGGAGUUGUUGGCGAGCAAGCAAGAAGAAGAUUCGGAGGUUGUUCAGAAGAUUUAUGAUAUGAGGGGGCCACAGGUUCGAGUGUAUACAAAUUUGUCUGAUUUGAAUGCUGAGGAGAAAGCAAAGGAAAAUGAUGUUCCAAUGCCUGAACUUCAGCAUAACAUAGCGCUAAUAGUUCGGUUGGCUGAGGCUGACAUCCAAGAGAUUGAUAGAGAUUUGAGGAAAGAGAGGGAUAUAGCACUUAGUUUGAAAAAAGAAAAAGAAAAUUUGGAAGCUGAGGCAGCAUUUCAAAAGAAACAGCUAAACAAUUCUGAGAAAAUAAUGAGUGUGCUGGACCGAGUCGGAGAAGAGAACACCUUGGGAACAUUAACGUUGGAUUCCCUUGCUCAAUGCUUUAGGGACAUGCUCAAAAGAUAUCCUGAGGACUAUAAGUUGUAUAACUUGUCAUGCAUUGCAUGCUCAUAUGCUCUACCUUUGUUUAUUAGAGUGUUCCAAGGAUGGGACCCUCUUCGAAACCCAUCACAUGGUUUGGAAUUGGUAUCACAGUGGAAGAUAUUGCUUCAAGGAGAUGAUUGUUUUGAUAUAUGGGAGACAUCAUCACCUUAUAUUCACUUGGCUUCGGAGGUUGUAUUACCAGCUGUUAGAAUAUCUGGUAUCAAUACCUGGCAUGCCCGGGAUCCUGAGCCGAUGCUACGGUUUCUGGAGUCAUGGGAAAAGUUGCUACCUUCUUCAGUUCUCGCUACUAUAUUAGACACCAUAGUCAUGCCGAAACUAUUGAGUGCUGUAAGUACUUGGGAACCACAUCUUGAGACCAUUCCUAUCCACACAUGGGUGCAUCCGUGGCUGCCUCUGCUAGGGCACAAGCUGGAGGGUAUCUACCAGACAAUUCGUUUCAAAUUGAGUACUGUUCUUGGUGCAUGGCACCCAAGUGAUGGUUCUGCGUAUGCUAUAUUGUCUCCUUGGAAGACUGUAUUUGAUUCUGAUAGUUGGCAACAACUUAUGCACCGUUUUAUUGUACCAAAGCUGAAGACUGUCUUGCAAGAUGAAUUCCAAGUGAACCCGGCAAGUCAGAAUCUCGAUCAAUUUUAUUGGGUAAUGAAUUGGGCUUCGGCCAUUCCAAUUCAUAUGAUGGUUGACACGAUGGAGACCUUCUUUGCCAAGUGGCUUGCGGUUUUGUAUCAUUGGUUGUGCUCAAAUCCUAACUUUGAUGAAGUUACGAAAUGGUAUUUGGGCUGGAAAGAACUUAUUCCAAAAGAACUGUUGGCCAAUGAAAGCAUUCGAUACAAGCUCAAUAGCGGUCUUGAAAUGAUGAACCAGGCUGUUGAUGGUAUGAAAGUGGCGCAACCUGGUUUGAAGGAGAAGAUAAGCUAUAUUAAGGUAAGCGAGCAGAGGAAAUUUGAGACUCAGCAGAAAGCAGCAGCCUCUGCUCAACAACAGGCUGCUGCAAACUUGGGCGGUGCUGUCAAUUCAGAUGGUGUUAGUGAAAUGAGUGUGAAAGAACUCAUUGAGGCCUAUGCUCGGGAUCACGGUUUGCUGUUCAAACUUAAACCUGGUAGAAUGCACAACGGUCAUCAAAUAUAUGGGUUUGGCAAUGUCAGCAUAAUAAUCGACUCUCAAAAUCUAAAGGUCUACGCCCAAAAUGAGGAAACAUGGUCUUUAGAAACUCUUGAACGAUUGCUAGAGUUACAUAAUAAGUCUCUCAGUAAAAGACGUUGA